AUGGCGUACCUUCCGCUAGCGCCAGCCCUUGUCGAGAUCCCUGCCGGUCAUGACGCGUAUGAAAGUAUUGAGAGACAAUUUUGGGGAAAUUGGCUUCAUCACUCUCAAAAACCAGAGGUCAUUAAGAUCUGGAAGAUCUUCGGGAAGAAAGUCUACGUUGACAGAUACAUGGCCUACAAGGAUAAGGUCAUAAAGAGUUCAGGUUAUCCCGACGGUAACGCUAAACGGAGGUGGCACGGAACUACAAGGACAUGCCGCCUCGGAGACACCAGUUCCCACAGCCAGAUCUGCAAUGACCUUCGAUGCUCAUUGUGCAGCAUUAUCGAGACGUCUUUCGACGUCGUAAAGUCUGGUAAGAAGACAGACUGGGGCCGGUUCGGGAGCGGGAUCUACACGUCAUCCACUUCCUCAAAGGCGGAUUCCUACGUCCAUGAACUGGGAGGCUCGCGAUACUCCACGAUGCUCCUUAACGCGGUCAUUCUCGGACGAAGCAAGGAGUUGACCGAGAAUAGUCCGGACUUGAAGCAGCCCCCAGCAGGUUAUCAGUCUGUGACGGGUGUGCCAGGACACGAUCUCAACUACGACGAGUGUAUUGUAUAUGAUAACGAUGCCAUUAGACCGAUGUAUCUUGUCGUGUAUCAGGAUUGA
Molecule: messenger RNA, 648 nt
Organism: Stereum hirsutum FP-91666 SS1
Lineage: Eukaryota; Fungi; Basidiomycota; Agaricomycetes; Russulales; Stereaceae
Product: ADP-ribosylation
Exons: 8
Coding region: 1-648 (215 amino acids)
Molecular function (GO): NAD+ poly-ADP-ribosyltransferase activity
Source: RefSeq, a predicted model, not a curated record